UCAACUAUCACUUCUACGUUCACUAGCUUAUUUUUUAAAAAAAAAGAAAAAAAAUUACUUAUUUGUGUGUUUUUGUUGCAAUGGAGUUCUCUCGCCAAAAGCUUCCCUUCUUUUUCUUCUUCGUGUUGCUUCUCGUCACCACUGAGAUGGGUGGGAUGGUGAUGGUGGCGGAGGCGCGGCACUGCGAGUCGCAGAGCCACAGGUUCAAGGGGAUGUGCGUGCGCGGCAGCAACUGCGCCAACGUCUGCCAGACCGAGGGCUUCCCCGACGGCCUCUGCAAGACUGAAGGCAUCCACCGCCGCUGCUUCUGCCGCAAAUUCUGCUAGCUAUAGCUUGCUGGCUGCUGCUGUUCUUCUGCUGCUUCUGCUUCAUGAGCUAGCUCUUAAGUUUGAAUAAGCUUAAGUUUGUUUGGGUUUUAGUAGUAGUAGUAGUCUUGUUGUUGGAUUUCUAUCUGGUUUAUGUACUUUGACGAGUGCUUUUGAUCAUCUAUGCCAUGAAGCUUUUGAGUCAAAGAUUGUUCUUUAGUCCAAGCAUUAUGCUUAAUUGAAUCGCUGAAGUUUGGUUCCUUAUUA
This is a messenger RNA of Ananas comosus (pineapple), 572 nucleotides long. Its product is annotated as defensin Ec-AMP-D1-like. Gene Ontology annotation, biological process: defense response. Bases 81 to 326 code for a protein of 81 amino acids. Lineage: Eukaryota; Viridiplantae; Streptophyta; Magnoliopsida; Poales; Bromeliaceae. The transcript is spliced from 2 exons. The record is from RefSeq and is a predicted model, not a curated record.